AUGUGUGCAGACAGCAGGCACCCCGGCCAGCAGCUGUUCAGCCUGCUGCCAUCAGGGAAGAGACUGGAGUCCCGACACAAACAGGCUGAGGAACAGCUUUAUCCCUCGGUCCAUCAGACUCCUGAACUCAGGAGAAUUGAGCAUGCUGCAGGUUGUAUGAGUGACAGAUAUGGGGUCAGCGAGAUCAAAUCUGCAGACUUUCACUCUGUGACCGCUGAAGGAGUGGAGUCCGAGUUGCGCGGACAGGUCGGGGGAUCGGUGGAGCUGGAGUGCAGCCUCCCGCCAUCGGAUCUGGCAGCCGCGCCCGCCGUGGCCUUGCACGUGGUGGAGUGGAUUCGACAGGGACUCGACAUUCCAGUGCUGAUUAAAUUCGGAUCGUACCCACCUCGAGUUCAUCCAAAUUAUGAGGGUCGGGUGACUCUGGUGCGAACCACCUCCCUCAGGCUGGACGGCCUGCAGCUGGACGACCAGGGCGCGUACGAGUGUCGAAUCCUCCUGCUGGACAAGCCCUCGGACGAGCUGCGAAACGGGACCAGGACCGUGCUGUCCGUCACGGGUCCUCCAUCCUUCGUCCAAGCCCCGCCUCCUGUGGUGGAGGUUUUGGUCGGAAGUCCUCUUUCUCUGUCCUGCAUUGCCAGCGGCAACCCUGCUCCCACCAUCACUUGGCUGAAAGAUGGCAGCGUCAUUCAAAAAAGUGAUACUCGGGAGGCAGAGUUAUCUCUGCGAGCAGCGAGCAUGCAGUCAGCAGGACAGUACACCUGCCACGCCUCCAACCCAGAGGGAAACGUGACUCGCGUGACAAAAGUGAAGAUCAAAGGUCCACCCGUCAUCGUCAUCCCUCCCAAAAAUACAUCUCUCAACAUGUCCCAGAAUGCACUGCUGCAGUGCCAGGCGGUGGCGGACCCCCCCAACAUGACCUACGUGUGGCUGAAAGGUGGCGAGAACGUCUAUCACAUCGAGUCUCUGAAGUCACGAGUGAAGAUCAUGGUAGAUGGGACUCUACUCAUCUCCAGCCUCAUCCCAGAGGAUUCUGGGAACUACACCUGUGUGCCCACCAACGGCCUGCUGACUCCACCGGCCGCCUCUGCAAACCUGACAGUGAUGCACCCAGCCGAGCCGCUCCGAAUGCCCCAGGAAACCUACCUGCCCACAGGUAUGGACGGCGUGGUCUCCUGCCCGGCGGCCGCUCAGCCUCCGCUGCUCCGGGUGGAGUGGACGAAAGACGGUGAACCGCUUGACUUGUCCUUGUAUCCAGGAUGGACCUUGAAGCCGCAGGGCUCCCUCUUCAUGGCCACGGUCAAUGACGACGCAGCGGGCGUGUACGCGUGCACGCCGUACAACAGCUACGGCACCAUGGGUCCGUCCGGGCCGACAAAUGUAAUUCUGCAGGACCCCCCAUCCUUCAGCGUCGCUCCCGAACCGCAGUACAGGCGGGACGCCGGGGGGACGCUGCUCAUCCCAUGUCAAGGAAAUGCAGACCCAACAAAUAAGAUAAGCUGGAGCAAGGUGGACCCCGUUCGUCGGAUUUCUUACUCCAUCGAACCCAACGGUUCCCUGCUGCUGCAGCCCCUGGGUAAAGACCACCAGGGGGCGUGGGAAUGCAGCGCUUCCAACCGCGUGGCCUCCGUGAAGGCCGCCACGCAUGUCUUUGUCCUGGGAACCAGUCCCCAUGCGGCUACCGCUCUGUCCGUCUCUCCGGGGGUGAAGCAGGCCAACAUAUCCUGGGAGGCAGGCUUUGAUGGAGGAUCAGCGCAGACAUUUUCAGUUUGGGUGAAGAAGAUUUCAGCAGGCGCUAAUGAUGGGAAGCGAGAGUGGUUCUCGGUGCCGGUGCCCCCCUCCUCCGGCACCCGGCUGCAGGUGACCGGCCUGUCUCCCUCCACCAGCUACCAGUUCAGCGUCCUGUCUCACAACAGGAUGGGGAUGGGCCCCUUCAGCGACAUCGCCAUCGCACGGACACUGGGUUCUACACGGAGGAGAAAUAGACCAAAGCCCCCCACGUCCCUGUUGGCCGGUCGGGGCCCAACGGGGGUCGUCCUGCAGUGGUCUCCUCCUGAAGCUCAGCAGCCCCCCAUCACAGGCUUCAUUCUCCAAUCCCGUACUGAGCAAGGGGACUGGUUCAAUUUGGAUGAGGACAUCAGCGCCAAUGCCAGCGAGACCGUGGUCCCCGGGCUGCACAAGGACUGUGUGUACGAGCUGCGCCUGCUAUCUCGUCGUGGGGAGUUGCUGAGCGAGCCCAGUCCAUCAGUCAAUGUCUCCACCAUAGGGAUGGAGAUCUACCCCGCCACGUCCCGACUCCUGGAGUUCGUCCCGGAGCCAUUACUGGCCGGCGUGCUGAGCGGGGCCGGCUUCAUGUUUUUGGCACUGGUCUUGCUGCUGGGGUUCGCCUGCGCCGUCAGCCACAAGAGGAACCGCCGCCGCAGGAGGAAGAAGGAUGAGCCCCCCACUGCCAUCUAUAAAUGCUCCCCAUCAAUAAAGACUUCAGGCACCAGCAGUCCAGACAGUGUGCUGAAGAAAAGCCUACUCCCAGCCAACUCCCUCUAUCCCACAUCUUCCUCUACCACCACCUCCUCCUCGCUGCAGACAGACUGUUCCUCCUUUAGCUCUGACAACCAUCAUAGGCGGAAGCAAUUCAUGUCCAAAUACAGCCAAGGCUCUCUCACUGAGACGACUUCUGCUCUGAUUUCUCCUCACAUCGAGAUGAUUUCUCGGGGUCCAGAUGGACGAUUCGUAAUCUCACAGUAUGACGACACUCAGAGUGUUCGCAGUAAGAAAAGCGGAAGGUAUGAUCAAGCCUCACAUGUCCGAAGAUCUGCAUCGCUGCAUUCAGAGAGGGAAGACCGGAAAGACUUGCCUUUUGUGCUUUCUGUGGAUCUCCCGCCUUGCAAAGCAGGGACUUAUUCUGGAAGUCGAACCUGCGGCAUGCCCCUGCACCUGCCCUGUGAUGACCCCCGCUCUGUGGAUCCCAAAGCCAGUUGUGACGGCUUCCCUGAUCUCAGCAGCAUGUGCUCCAACAGCAGUUUGUCCACAAUCCCUCAUUACAACAGAGACUUUACGCCCACGUUCCCAGUGCUUCCACAUAUCCGCUCCGGCUUCGGUCAGCCGUCCACGACCGCGAGUACCCUGGUGCUUCAGAUGGAGCACGAGCGGGAGAGGGCGAACCUGAGCCGCUGUCUCAGACUGGCUGUGGAGCGGGAGGAAUUGGAGAGGGAGCUCCAGAGGUACACGCUAGAAAGAACUUCCACGAGGGAAAUAAAGAGAGAAGAGUCAGACACAGAGAGGACGACGGAUUCGGGUGAUGGGAUUAUGUGGGAAUACAAGAGCAAAACCUUGCCACACAGACAUCCCCAAGGCAACAAGGAGAACUCUUUCUCUUCAUCUGCAGCCCAUUGGGAGGCCCUUUCUCAAGUUUCCACUCCUUGUCUGAUCCCUUCUAGGACCCGGCUCAGCUUGUCUUCACCUGCCUCUUGUUUUAAGUCCGGCAGCCAUCAUCCUUCUUCAUUCUUUGCCAAGCAGGCCUCUCUCCGAUCUGAGGAGGCAGGCAGUUUUUCGAAAGACAGAUUAACUCUCCCACAUCUCUCCUCAAAGCACCAGAGACAUGAAAGAGCACAGGCAGCACCAGAGGGCUAUGAUAAUUCACCACAAUCCACAACCUUAGAAAUGCAAACGAGUGAUUCAUGCUCCGAGGCACAGAGACAGAACAAUCUUAGUCAUGGCAGCUAUUCAACGUUGUCUUUCCACAGCAAUAAAUACACUGGAAGAUCUCAUUCUGCUCUCCAUGCAUUGCAAGACUCAUCGAAAAAGGAGUUAGCACUCCCCGGGCACUCUGCUGAGGACCAGUGUGUGGAG
This is a messenger RNA of Salarias fasciatus (jewelled blenny), 3846 nucleotides long. RefSeq names its product immunoglobulin superfamily, member 9a (gene igsf9a). Lineage: Eukaryota; Metazoa; Chordata; Actinopteri; Blenniiformes; Blenniidae. Gene Ontology annotation, biological process: cell-cell adhesion. Gene Ontology annotation, molecular function: protein binding. The annotation marks the transcript as partial. The transcript is spliced from 19 exons. The record is from RefSeq and is a predicted model, not a curated record.